Messenger RNA from Chlamydomonas reinhardtii, 5367 nucleotides. RefSeq lists its product as uncharacterized. NCBI's taxonomy places the organism in Eukaryota, Viridiplantae, Chlorophyta, Chlorophyceae, Chlamydomonadales, Chlamydomonadaceae. Gene Ontology annotation, molecular function: DNA helicase activity; ATP binding. Gene Ontology annotation, biological process: DNA repair; telomere maintenance. The record is from RefSeq and is a predicted model, not a curated record. The transcript has 19 exons. Bases 172 to 5118 code for a protein of 1648 amino acids.
CAACUAAAUCCAACACUUUUGUCUUCGACUUUGAAGUUGAUUUUCUUGAUGACUAGCCAGCGUUAUGCGCGCCUAUAACAUCAAUCAAAAAAAAAGCGCCUAUGAUGAAGCGAAUUGAAUAUGCUUGUUGCACCUAGGUAUUGGCGUCUUUAGAUGCACAGAACGGCGAGUAUGGCGAGUAUAGCGGGCUCCGGCAUUGGUGCCCUGGGCGACGCCCUCCCGCUUUCACUGGGGGACUGGAGCGCAUUGCGACAUCAGCACACGGAACCUGCCGCCUUCUUGCCUCGCGCCAGCGGGAGCGGCCAGGGCCUGGCCGUGGCCGCGGGCCCGCCCGUGCCUGCGCAAGCGCCCCCGUCAGCACCGGCGAGUAUGGAAGCCCGACAAUCCUCUUGGGCCUUCGCGGAAGAUGACAAUGAGGAGGGUUUCUAUCCCCUGACCGCCGCGAGCCCCGUCGAUGAGGAGGGUUUCUACCGCGUCAGGCCCACGCAGGCAGCCCCGGCGUCCACACCAGGGGCCAGCGGCCAAGACGGGUGUGCAGCUGCCAUUACUGCUGCAACGUCAGCUGCUGCUGGGGCACCAGCGGCGGCCACAAUACCGCACAUCUUCCAGCCUCCGGCGGCUGACGUGUGGGCUGCUGGCAGUGAGGGCGCGGCUGGUCCAAGCGGUUCCGCUUCACACAGCUUGCACCUGCCGCCGCCGGCGUGUGGGCUACUGCCAGCAGCAGGCGCUUGCCCGCCCACCACCGGGCUAUCAAUCCCGCCCUUGCCGCUCCGGAAUAGCUCGGCCCAGCAGCCCAUGGGGUGGCAGCAGGAGCCGCCGCCGCCGCAGCAGCAGCAGCAGGAGCAGCAUCCACAGCAGCCACUGCCACCAACAACUGAAAUGCCGCCGGCCUCCUCCUGCGGUCAGCACAUGCGGAGCUGGCACCAGGAGCAGCACCAAGACCUGCUGCGACAGCACUGGCAGCACCACCCAUCGCGGCGCCCGGCGCCUCACACGCCGCUGACAACAGCUUCAGGACCUGCACCGUUGCCGCCGCACCACCCGCCCCAGCCCACUGCAGCUGGUCCGCACCUCGCACCACCCCCCUGCGCCGCAGUACCGUGCAGCGCACCGGCCGAAUCCAGUGGCGCUGCUGCCGCGGCCACAGUUGCACCGGUAGCGGUAGCGGUAGCCGGCCAAGCCGCAGCGGUUGGGUGGCAGGGGGCCGCGGCUCUGGACGAGCAGCGCGGAGUCGGGGCGCAAGCGGCCCCAGGCGCGGGUGCUGCGGGCAGCCCGCCUCAGCUGGACACGGGUCCUUCCCGACAGCAGCUACAACCACAGGCACAGACACAGCCUGAGGAGGUGUCGGUAUCGCAGCCACAGCCACUGCAACCGCCGCCGCAACCGCAGCCAUCGCUGCCACAGCCGCAGCCACCGCAGCCGCAACUGCAGCCGCAACUGCAGCCGCAACCGCAGCCGCAACCGCAGCCGCAACCAAACCUGCAACCACAGCAGGACCAGUGCCUACCCAAGCCUUACCCAUCGACCCACCGGCCGCACGGGCAACGGCAGCAUGCUGCGAACCACCAGCAGCACCAGCAGCACCACCACUACCACCUGGACGUCCACCUGGGCGGUGAGACUGACGGCGGCAGCAGCAGCGGCAGCGGAGGCACCGCAGGCGCCGCGGGGCCAGCCCAGCAAGGCCCGCAGCUGCUGCAGGCCCUGCUCGGGCUUCUGCAGGGGCGGCACCCGCAGCAGGACUCUGCCAACCUGUGGAGUGGUGGGCACCUGCACCUGCACCUGCACGUGCACGCGAAUGGAAGCGACACCGGCGCCUUGCCGGGGCUGCCUCAACAGGGUGCACCACAGCCGCAUCAUCACUUUCAUCACCACCAGCACCACAUCGGGCAUGCCUCACCCUGUGAGCUUGCAGCCACCGCUGCUGCCACCACCCAUGGUGUAAGGCCGGCGGCGACGGCGGCGGAGAUGGCCAGGGCUACCGCCGCCGCUGCAGCCGCCACAGCCAUAUCAGACAGACCGCUGCUGUGCGCAGCCCCUGCGCCUGCUGUAGGUGGCCAGGCGCUGGGUCACGGUCUGCCGCCACCCCACCCCGGACCAGCCGGAGUCUUUGGUAGCGGACCCCCUGCCGCCGCGCCAGGCGCCCACGCACAGGCACAGCGCAGCAACAGCGGCGCGAGUGGAAGCGGCACUGCAGGCCUGCAGCGUCAAGCAUCAAGCGACGUGCCUGUGCCGCCGGCCGUAUCCGGCCCGCCGCGCCCCCCACACGCGCGGGGCUCAGUGGUGGUGGUGGUGGCGCCGGAGCCAUCGCAGGCAGCUGGCCCCGGUGGCAGCUCAGGCGGGCCCCGGCUGACAGCUCAACAGGCCAAGGUGCUGGAGCUGGUGCGGGAGGGGCGCAACGUGUUCUUCACGGGAGACGCGGGAACAGGCAAAUCGUUCGUGAUGAACCAGGUCAUUGCGGCGCUGAAGACCAAGUACGGCAACCAGUUCAGCAGUGCUGUGGCUGUGUGCGCAUCCACUGGCAUCGCUGCCAUACAGCUCUGCGGCACCACGCUGCACAGCGCCCUUGGCUGUGGUGUGCCGCAGGAGUAUGUGUCAUUUGGGCGCAUGGACGUCUACCGCAUCAAGGCAUACAAGGUCCUCAUCCUGGACGAGGCGUCCAUGAUCAGUGCCGAGUUCUGGACGGUCGCGGAGCAAACCAUUCGCCGCAUCCGCUGCGGCCACCUGCACCGGCAGGCUCAACCGCCAGCCGGGGGGCUGCAGCUGAUCUUUAGUGGAGACUUCUUUCAGUUGCCACCCAUCUCCAAGCGGCCGAGCAGCAUGCGGCAAGAUGAUGUGCCGCUGCAGUGGUUCACCAGUUGGGGCUACCUGUUCCAGGCGCCUGUGUGGGAGGACUGCGCUUUCCACAUGGUGCUGCUCACACAGGUGUUCAGGCAGGCGGACGCGCGGUUCGCGGCGCUGCUCAACGCCAUCCGACUGGGCAGCUCUGAAGCGCGGCAGGCGCUGCUGCACAUCGCAGCCGUGUGCAGCCGACCGCUCGACUGCUCUGACGGCAUCAAGCCCACGCGGCUGUACUGUUGCAACGCCCAGGCGGACGCGGACAACCUGCGCGAGCUGGCCAAGCUGCCGGCGGAGCAGCACACCAUGAUGGCGGAGGACAAGGUGGAGGUGGAUCCCGCGGUGCUGUCGGGGCUGGAACUGUGGGAGUGGGCGGCCAAGGAGGCGGCGGUGCAGGGCGGGCUGUGGCGGGACGAGUUCUGGAAGGACUGCCUGGCGGCGCAGCAGUACGGGCUCAAGGUGGGCGCCCAGGUGAUGCUGGUGCGCAACCUGGACAUGCGGCCCGAGGAGGACACGCACCAGCAGGAGCAGGGCAGCGGCAGCAGCGCUGCUGGCGUUGCAGAUGGUGGCGGUAGCGGUGGCGGUGGUGAGGGAGGCGGCAGCAGUGCUGCUGGAGGUGCGCCCAGGGGUCGACACGGAGAUGACGGCAGCGCCGGCGGCGGCACUGACCACUGCUGUGGAGGCGUUGGUGGCGGCGCUGCCGGCCCGAGUGGCGUCGCAGGCAGCAAUGCCAGCAGAAUCCCUGAGGGCAGCAGUGGCACCGAUGGCGCCGACACCGCUACGGCCAGGCCGCCGCCGCCGCCGCCGCCGCCCAAGAGCCGGCAGCUGGUGAACGGCUCCCGCGGCGUGGUGGUGGGCUGGGCGCGCAAGUCUGACGUGCUGGCCCGACUGCGAAGUGGGCUGCCGGUCGACUUGCUGGAGCCGCAGGACAAGGUCAAGCAGCAAGCGGCAGGAGCAGCCGGAGCUGCAGCUGCAGCCGCGGAGGAUGCGGCUUGGGCGGCAGCGGCGGCAGAGGCGGAGGCAGCGGCGGAGGCAGCUGCAGCCGAGGAGGAUGCAGCUUGGGCGGCAGCGGCGGCAGAGGCGGAGGCAGCGGCAGCCGCGGCUGAAGCCAGGGAUUCAGACCCAGGUGGUGUCGACCCCAUGGCGGAUGACGCCAUGUCGUGCGACAGCGGAGUCUCACCAGGUGGCGGCAGCGCUGGCGGCCCGGGUCCCGGAAGCGAGCGCGGAGGCGGUGUGGCUGAGGAUGUGGAGAUGGGCGGUCCACUGAGUGACACUGCGGCGGUGGCGGCGGCAGUGGCGGCCACGGCAUUGGCGGCGGCGGCCACCAGCAGUGCGUCAGCGGUUGCAGCGGGCAGCGCUGAGGUGGACACGGGCGCUCCUGGCGCUGCUGCUGGUGCUGCCUACAUGCCGGGAGCUGUGGCGGAGAAAAAGCUGUGGCUAGUGCCGGGGGUGGACUAUGAGUCUGUGUACGACCGACUGCUGGCCACACCGGAGGCGGUGCAGUCCAAGGUGCGCGAGCUGGCGAGCUGGCCUGGCGACCGCCUGCCUGUGGUGCGCUUCGCCAACGGCGUGGUGACGGACGUGCUGCCGGUCACCUUUGAGAAGGCCGUGCUGCGGAGGGGCACAUGCCUGAGGCUGCAGGUGCCGCUCAAGCUGGCGUGGGCCAUCACCAUCCAUAAGAGCCAGGGCAUGAGCCUGGACCGCGUGCAGGUGGCGCUGAAGAACGCCUUUGAGGCGGGGCAGGUGUACGUGGCGCUGAGUCGCGCCCGCUCGCUGGAGGGCCUGCAGGUGCUGGACUGCGACCCCUCCAGGAUCAAGACGGACGCGUGCGUAAAAUCCUUCUACACGGCGCUCAGGCAGGGCAACACGGAGGGCCUUGCGGACCUGCGCAAGCAACAGGAGCUCGCGUGGCGGUACUUUGUGGGCGCGCGGCAAAAGGGCAAGUGGCCCGGCACCUUCAGCACGGCACGGGACGCCCGGGUGUUGGCGCUGCCUGCCGGCCAGCCCCUGCCCGACUGGCCGCCGCCGCGCCCUCCCAGUGAGGACCAGCAGGUGGCUACGGAGGCGCAGGUCGAGCAGCUGCGGCAGGAGGAAGAGCAGAAGGGCAGGAGGAGGCGGGAAGCGGAGGAGGAGGAAGGGGCGAGGAGGGCACAGAAGGGGCCGCGCAAUAGUGCAGGGGAGGCGGGAGGCGAGAGGUCGGAAGGUGCGGAUGGCAGGGAGCCGAAGCGGACACGCGGGGCAGGGGGCCAGCACCGCGGCGGCAGCGCGGCGGGUGCGUAAACAUGGACGGCGAGUUGGUGUGGGCGCGAGGCCUAGGCAGGAGUACGCCUAUGCCGGGGGCCGAUAGUGCGUUGCAAAGGGGGCAGCGCGACGGGCUGCGGGCAGCGCAAUGGGCUACGGGCAGAGCGAGUGGGGAGCAGCAGAGGGGCAUGGCGGGAAUGAGAAGUGCAUGCAGGGCACGGCCGGGGCACCGUGGUACGCGGCCGUGCUGAAUCCUGGCGGCCCGAGAGCCGUUAUUAACGGUUAAAG